Marmota monax (woodchuck) is the source of this 3743-nucleotide messenger RNA. RefSeq names its product potassium calcium-activated channel subfamily N member 4 (gene Kcnn4). Gene Ontology annotation, cellular component: neuron projection; plasma membrane; neuronal cell body. Gene Ontology annotation, molecular function: small conductance calcium-activated potassium channel activity; intermediate conductance calcium-activated potassium channel activity; calmodulin binding. Gene Ontology annotation, biological process: potassium ion transmembrane transport. The transcript has 9 exons. The record is from RefSeq and is a predicted model, not a curated record. The coding region runs from base 1892 to 3169 and encodes 425 amino acids. NCBI's taxonomy places the organism in Eukaryota, Metazoa, Chordata, Mammalia, Rodentia, Sciuridae.
GUGUGUGGACGUAUGUGUUCCCUGCUGCACAUCGAUCUGGGAGUCACUAUGGGUCACACUGCACCACAUUUGACACUGCUGCUGUGUGUCAGUGUGUGUUGUGUCUCUUUGUGGAACUUGUGUGUGUGACACUGUGUAUCACUCAGCGUUGCGAUCCUGCAUCUUACAUCCGGGUGUAUGCCCUGUUGGGGGCCUCUCCCUUCCCUGCCAAGGAACACUCAAGGUGUGCUGUGUUUGUGUGGUUGUGGAUGAGCUUGUCUGGGGUCCUGGGUGGUCUUGUUGCCACCCUGGUGUGGGCUGCAAUCAAUGGGGGCACAUCUGGUGUUUUAUGUGACAGGUGGUUGUUUGUGAAAGGUUGUUUUUCUUGGGAAAUGGGUCAGUAUGUUGUGUCGCCAUAUGUUUACAUACGACUGUUUAUGCUUUGUGGUUGUGCAGCCACACAUCUUGAAAUACAGCGCGUGCGGGUGUCAUAUGUGACGCUCAGUUGUGGCUUGUGGGUCAGAGGGGAUGGCGUGUGUUACAUUUGGGGCAUAAUCCCUCCACCUCAGGGUAAUCAUCCCCGGUUGUGUUUGGUGUGGUCAAGAUGAACCAGUCUGGCCAGGUGUGGUGGCACACGCCUGUAAUCCCAGCAGUAUGGGGGACUGAGGCAGAAGGAUUGCAAGUUCGGGGCCAGCCUCAGCAACUUAGUGAGGCCCCAAGCAACUUAGUGAGACCCUUUCUUAAAAUAAAAAAUAACAAGGGCCGAGGAUGGGGCUCAGUGGUUAAGUAUCCCCAAGUUCAAUCUCUGGUACCAAAAAAAGAAAGGAUACAUUGUGCUGCUUGGGUCCCCUUAGGUGUGCCUGUGUCUGUCUCAGCAGGCAUCCAUUGAUCUGGGUCUCUGACCAUGCAUUUGAACCACGCUGUACACUGGGGCACGUUGUGUGUCCGGGUGAAUCAGUGUGUAUUGUGAAUCAUCCUCAUGAGCAUGUGAGCAUGUGCCUUGGCAUGGCCAUGCACUGCGAUGUGUGUCAGUGUGUGUUUCUCUAUGAGCUGUGUGGCCGGGGGCUGCCAUGGCCGUGUGCCUAGGUGUUGCGUGUUUGUGUGUACUGGCUGUCGCUACAUGGGUGUGUGGUGUGCGGAACACCACGAGUGCCUUGUAUGUGUUGGGUGUAGUGGCGUUUGGGUAUCACUGUGUCAAUACGUAUUGUGUGUUUGUGUAGUGCUUGUUGUGUUUGUAUGGCUACAGAUAGGCAUUGCCCUAGGUGUGAUGUCUGGGUGUGACUGUGUCAGAGAAUAUUGUGGCAGUUUUGAAUGUAAUGCUUGUGCUUGUGUGGGGACAAUAUUUGGGUGGCCGUGUGGGCCGGGGACACUGCCUGCCUUGCUAAGUGCCGGCGUGUGUCACACCAUGUGUGUGGUGUCUGGGUGUGGCUGCAGAUUUCAGUUUGUGGGGAGUUGUGAGUCACUCUGAAGGUUGCGUCGCGGGCCCCAGUGUGUUAGGCUCCCACUCCGGCCGGGGUGUCCUGUGGUGUCUGGGUGUGGUGGGUGUAGGUGGUAUCACAAGGUGCAGACCGUUCUGGUCACAGCCCCUGUGUGGCAGUGUGUGUCUCUCCCACGUGGAUGGAUGCCUCUUUCUAGCUCUGCCCCAAGACACACCCCAGCCCCUCCUUAGUCUGGAAAGGGGGGUUGGGGAGCCUCCCCCUACCCAGGGACCUCCCCUGCCCCUCCCCGCCCUGCCCAGCCGCCAACGUUACCACUCCCCAGAGGGCACAGGGCUCCGCGGUGCCUCGGAGCCAAAGCCCCAGUGCGAGCAGAGCCGGCCGCCCGCCUGGAAGCCAAAGUGGCUGCCAUUUGCGUAUUACGAGGUGGGGGACCCUGGGCAGGAAGCUGGCUGAGCCCCAAGACCUCAGGGGCCAUGGGCGGGGAGCUGGUGUCUGGCCUGGGGGCCCUGCGGCGGCGAAAGCGCCUGCUGGAGCAGGAGAAGUGGCUGGCCGGCUGGGCGCUGGCGCUGGCGGGAAUUGGCAUCGGACUCAUGGUGCUGCACGCGGAGAUGCUGUGGUUUGGGGGGUGCCCGUGGGCCCUCUACCUAUUCCUGGUCAAGUGCAUGAUCAGCAUUUCCACCAUCUUGCUCCUCUGCCUGAUCGUGGCCUUCCAUGCCAAAGAGAUCCAGUUGUUCAUGACUGACAACGGGCUCCGGGACUGGCGCGUGGCGCUGACUCCGCGGCAGGCGGCGCAGAUCGUGCUGGAGCUGGCGGUGUGCGGGCUGCACCCUGCACCCUUGAGGGGCCCGCCGUGCGCGACGGGGUCGGGCGAGAAGGGGACGCAGCCCUGGCCGGGCUUCCUGGGCGAGGGGGAGGCGCUGCUGUCACUAGCCAUGCUGCUGCGCCUCUACCUGGUGCCCCGCGCGGUCCUCCUGCGCAGCGGCGUCCUGCUCAACGCGUCCUACCGCAGCAUCGGUGCUCUCAACCAGGUCCGCUUCCGCCACUGGUUCGUGGCCAAGCUGUACAUGAACACGCACCCGGGCCGCCUGCUGCUCGGCCUCACGCUUGGCCUCUGGCUCACCACAGCCUGGGUGCUCUCGGUGGCGGAGAGGCAGGCUGUUAAUGCCACUGGGCACCUCUCAGACACAUUGUGGCUGAUCCCCAUCACGUUCCUAACCAUUGGCUAUGGGGAUGUGGUGCCAGGUACCAUGUGGGGCAAGAUUGUCUGUCUCUGCACUGGAGUUAUGGGGGUGUGCUGCACAGCCCUGCUGGUGGCCGUGGUGGCCCGGAAGCUAGAGUUUAACAAGGCCGAGAAGCACGUGCACAACUUCAUGAUGGACAUCCAUUAUGCCAAAGAGAUGAAGGAGUCAGCUGCCCGCCUGCUGCAGGAGGCCUGGAUGUACUACAAACACACACGCAGGAAGGACUCCAGGGCUGCCCGCAGGCAUCAGCGCAAGCUGCUGGCCGCCAUCCACACGUUCCGACAGGUGCGGCUGAAACACCGAAAGCUCCGAGAGCAAGUGAACUCCAUGGUGGACAUCUCCAAGAUGCACAUGAUCCUGUGUGACCUGCAGCUGGGCCUGAGCAGCUCGCACCGGGCCCUGGAGAAGCGGAUCGAUGCCUUGGCAGGGAAACUGGACGCCCUAACCGAGCUGCUGGGCACUGCCCUGGGGCCACAGCAGCUCCCAGAAGCCAGUCAGGAGGCCACGUAGCUGGAUCCAUGGAGGACAAUCAGGCUCCUUUCCCAAGAUGGAGGUCAAGAGCAUCCUCCCUGCCACUCCUGACCUAGCCCUGUGAAGAAAAUACCUCAAGGUGUGAGGACUAAUGGGGGCCGCCUUGGGUGGGUUGACUUUCCGAUGGCAGGAGCCCUCAGGGGAUGCGGCUGAAGGGGAAGCCUUGGACCUCCAGAGACCCCAGAUGGGAACAUGGCCAGCACUACCCCACACGCCCUCAUCAGGACCACUCUCACUGUGCUGCUAUAGAGGACCUCUGGCUUUCGGUUAGAAGUGGAGGUACCUGCGCCUCCCCACCCACUCCAGCUCUCCAGGGAGAAGGGCAGGAAGGGCCCAGAGUCCAGGAUGCUAGGAGGCUUCAGUUACCGCUGGACGGAAGAGCUGAAGGAACCGGGUCUGAGAGGCAGGGGGCGGCGCCCCCUGGUGGACAGCAAAGAGGACACUAUUUUUUCCAGAGCUGCAGAGAAUACCUGGUGGGGAGGAAUGGCGAGGGGCACACAACUCACCGAUCUCUGCUCUUAUACUUUGUAAUAAAUGUUAAACAAAGCCAGAA